Molecule: messenger RNA, 753 nt
Organism: Hordeum vulgare subsp. vulgare (domesticated barley)
Lineage: Eukaryota; Viridiplantae; Streptophyta; Magnoliopsida; Poales; Poaceae
Product: CMP-sialic acid transporter 4-like
Exons: 8
Coding region: 1-753 (250 amino acids)
Biological process (GO): pyrimidine nucleotide-sugar transmembrane transport
Cellular component (GO): Golgi membrane
Molecular function (GO): pyrimidine nucleotide-sugar transmembrane transporter activity
Source: RefSeq, a predicted model, not a curated record
AUGCAGAGGAAUGGGGUGAUGGAAUGCAGCGUCUGCCACUCCAAGGUGGUGGCGACCCCGAGGAGCAUAUCAAGGGCAUAUGACAAGCACAAGAGCAAGAUAUCAUCCAAACAACGUGUGCUCAACUUCCUUCUUGUGUCCGGGGACUGCGUCUUGGUCGGCCUUCAGCCUAUCCUAGUCUUUAUGUGCAAGGUUGAUGGAAAAUUUCAGUUCAGUCCCAUCAGUGUUAACUUUUUGACGGAACUUACAAAAGUUUUCUUUGCUAUGAUAAUGCUAAUAAUCGAGGUUAGUUCUUGCAGUCCAAUAUCCUUUCCUCACUUGUUAUUUGUGUUUCACUCCUUGUAUCUGUUUCGGAUGCAGUUAUACUUCAACCCCUCGACUGUGAAGAUGCUAAGCAACCUGAAGGUACUUGUCAUAGCUGUACUCCUAAAGUUUAUAAUGCGAAGGAAAUUCUCUAUAAUUCAGUGGGAAGCCCUUGCCCUGCUGAUUAUUGGAAUCAGCGUGAAUCAACUACGCUCAAUGCCCGAGGGCACCAAAACUUUUGGUCUUCCAGUCACCGCAAUUGCAUACAUAUACACACUAAUAUUUGUUACUGUCCCAUCAUUUGCCUCCAUCUACAACGAGUAUGCAUUAAAAAGUCAGUUCGACACAAACAUCUAUCUUCAGAAUGUGUUUCUAUAUGGUUAUGGUGCAAAUUUUAGUCUCCUUGGCAUCCUGGGGACCGUCGUAUUUCAAGGUCCAGAGUGUGGCUAG